Molecule: messenger RNA, 9318 nt
Organism: Larimichthys crocea (large yellow croaker)
Lineage: Eukaryota; Metazoa; Chordata; Actinopteri; Sciaenidae
Gene: kif1ab
Product: kinesin family member 1Ab
Exons: 49
Coding region: 577-5799 (1740 amino acids)
Biological process (GO): microtubule-based movement
Molecular function (GO): microtubule binding; microtubule motor activity; ATP binding
Source: RefSeq, a predicted model, not a curated record
GCCUCCACCAUGGCUGCCGAUGAUGCUGAUGCUGAUGUCAUCACCGCCUCCCAGCAUCCCUGGCACAUCAGCACCGCCAUUUUCCCUCCUCUGCUCAGACUGACUGUUGGACUAGACAGACUAACAGCGGGUCCGCUGGAAGCAUCCCGCACCCAUCCUCCUGUUUAUCCAUCUGGCCCUCGCUCCUCCCUCCCUCCUGUCUCCCACUCUUCAUUUCUAGUUGACGCACCGCUGCGCUCAGCGCUCCAGCCCACCCAGCGCGGCUGCUGAAGCUGAGUCUCCAUCUCUCUCUCUCUCUCUCUCUCUCUCUCUCUCUCUCUCCGGCGGAUUCUCCAUGUAUGGAUGCGUCAAGGAAAGGGAUGCAAUAGGCUGACCAAACACAGGGAGAAAGACAAAAAUACAGCUUGCUGAGGAGAUUCAAGAAGGAGGGACCGGAGGAUCCUGGCGCUGUUUUGAAUGGGCAGAGGAUUCACCCUCUGCGGUCGUCGAGUCUGAGUUGCUGAGGUUCCAGGUGUGUCUGUGUAGCCACACAGAUCUUCAGCUCUUCUUCCGCUCACUCACACACCCACCUGCAACAUGGCGGGGGCUUCGGUGAAGGUGGCGGUGAGGGUCCGACCCUUCAACUCCAGAGAGAUGGGGAAGGACAGCAAGUGCAUCAUUCAGAUGUCAGGAAACACCACGACGAUCCUGAACCCCAAACAGCCCAAAGAAAACAAGAGUUUCAACUUUGACUAUUCUUACUGGUCACACACCACGCCUGAGGACAUCAACUAUGCGUCCCAGAUGCAGGUGUAUAAGGACAUCGGUGAGGAGAUGCUGCUUCAUGCCUUUGAAGGCUACAAUGUGUGCAUAUUUGCAUACGGCCAGACAGGAGCGGGCAAAAGCUACACCAUGAUGGGACGACAGGAGCAGGACCAGCAAGGAAUUAUACCUCUGCUGUGUGAGGACCUUUUCACCAAGAUCAAUGGCAGCAAUAAUGACAACAGCAUGUCCUACUCCGUGGAGGUGAGUUACAUGGAGAUCUACUGUGAGCGUGUGCGUGACCUGCUUAAUCCCAAAAACAAAGGAAACCUGCGUGUCAGAGAGCACCCUCUGAUGGGACCCUACGUUGAAGAUCUGUCCAAGCUAGCCGUCACUUCAUACAACGACAUCCAGGACCUGAUGGACUCUGGAAACAAGGCCAGGACUGUGGCUGCGACCAACAUGAACGAGACGAGCAGCCGCUCCCACGCUGUCUUCAACAUCAUCUUCACCCAGAAGAAACACGACAUGGAGUCGGACAACACGUCAGAAAAGGUCAGCAAGAUCAGUCUGGUGGACUUGGCUGGCAGUGAGAGAGCCGACUCUACCGGAGCUAAAGGAACCAGACUGAAGGAAGGAGCGAACAUCAACAAAUCUCUAACUACUCUGGGAAAAGUUAUUUCAGCUCUUGCUGAAGUGGACUCUGCACCAAACAAGAACAAGAAAAAGAAGAAGGUGGAGAGUUUCAUUCCCUACAGAGAUUCAGUCCUGACUUGGCUGCUGAGGGAAAACUUGGGAGGAAACUCUCGUACAGCCAUGGUGGCUGCCCUCAGCCCUGCUGAUAUUAACUACGACGAGACCCUCAGCACCCUCCGGUAUGCUGAUCGUGCCAAACAGAUCCGCUGUAACGCUGUGAUCAACGAGGACCCCAACAACCGCCUGGUGCGUGAGCUGAAAGAGGAGGUGGCUCGCCUCAAAGACCUGCUGUUCGCACAGGGCCUGGGAGACAUCAUAGAAACGUAUCGCUGUCCCGACCCCGUCAUCACUGGUUUGAAAUACCUGUGCGAUUACAAGAACUUUGUAAAUAAUCGCCAGGCUGUCAAUCAAAGGGGUGAUCUCUCCACAGUGUCCAAUGCCAUGACAGGAAUGAGUCCCUCCCCCUCGCUUUCGGCCCUGUCCAGUCGUGCCGGAUCCAUCACCAACCUCCAUGACCGUAUCUUCAGCCCGGCCAGCGAGGAGGCCAUCGAGAGGCUUAAGGAAACAGAGAAAAUCAUCGCAGAGCUCAAUGAGACAUGGGAAGAGAAGCUGCGACGUACUGAGGCCAUCCGUAUGGAUAGGGAGGCUCUACUGGCUGAGAUGGGUGUUGCCAUGAGAGAAGACGGAGGCACUGUGGGCGUCUUCUCCCCAAAAAAGACUCCUCAUCUGGUGAACCUGAACGAAGACCCGCUGAUGUCAGAGUGUCUGCUUUACUACAUCAAAGAUGGCACCACCAAGGUCGGCCGUGAAAAUGCUAAGACUCGCCAAGACAUUGUUCUCAGCGGCCAUUUUAUCAAAGAUGAACACUGCACCUUCAGCAGCACCACAGGCCCUCAGGGAGAAGGAUGUGUCAUCCUGGAGCCAUGUGAAGAUGCAGAGACGUACGUCAACGGGAAGAGAGUGUCCUCUCCAAUUGUUCUGCGGUCUGGGAACCGCAUCAUCAUGGGAAAGAGCCACGUGUUUCGCUUCAACGACCCUGAGCAGGCUCGUCUGGAGCGAGAGAGGACGCCGUGCGCUGAGACGCCGGUGGAGCCUGUCGACUGGGCCUUCGCUCAGAGGGAGCUGCUGGAGAAACAAGGCAUCGACAUGAAGCAGGAGAUGGAGCAGAGGCUUCAGGAGCUUGAAGAUCAGUACCGCAAAGAAAGAGAAGAAGCCAGUAACCUGCUAGAACAACAGAGACUGGACUAUGAGAGUAAACUGGAAGCUCUUCAGAAACAAGUAGACUCUCGGUACCUGGAGUCUCCCGAGGAAGAAGAAGAGCCUGAGGAGGAAGUGCCAUGGACGGCACGUGAGACAGAGUUGGCUCUGUGGGCGUUCAGAAAGUGGCGUUUCUACCAGUUCACCUCUCUCAGGGAUCUGCUUUGGGGCAACGCCAUCUUCCUGAAAGAGGCCAACGCUAUCAGUGUGGAGCUGAAGAAAAAGGUGCAGUUCCAGUUCGUCCUGUUGACAGACACCCUGUACUCUCCCCUGCCACCCGACCUGCUGCCCCCGAGUGUGGCCAAAGAGAGGGAGAGACGACCGUUCCCCCGAACCAUCGUAGCGGUUGAAGUACAAGAUCAGAAGAACGGAGCCACACAUUACUGGACUCUGGAGAAACUCAGGCAGAGGCUGGACCUUAUGAGAGAAAUGUACGACCGUGCGGCAGAGCUCCCAAGCAGUGCUGUGGAGGAUUGUGACCACGCUCUCACUGGAGGCGACCCCUUCUACGACCGCUUCCCCUGGUUCCGUCUGGUCGGCAGGGCUUUUGUGUACCUGAGUAACCUGCUGUACCCAGUCCCCCUGGUACAUCGAGUGGCUAUUGUCAGUGAGAAAGGAGAGGUGAAAGGCUUCCUCAGGGUGGCUGUGCAGGCCAUCUCAGCUGAUGAAGAGGCUCCUGAUUACGGCUCUGGAGUGAGGCAGUCAGGCACUGCCAAGAUCUCCUUUGAAGACAAACAGUUUGAGAAGUUCCAGACUGAGUCGUGUCCUAGUGGUCUUUCCCACUCCAACACCUCGCAAGAGGAGCUGCGAAUUGUGGAGGGAGAAGGACAAAACGCAGAGAUUGGUAUCUCUGCCGAUGAAGUCAACAACAACACCUGUCCAGGUGAGGCGACAACAGUCUGUGGAUCAUUCACCCGGCAGGAUUUGAAUGAGGAAGAUGGAAGAGCAUCCCUGGAGGCUCCCCCCAGCCCUGCGAAGAGUUCAAGUCUCGGUCUGGAUCUUCCUCUGGACCUGUCCCCGGAGAAAGCUCUCUCCCACCUGAAGAUCGGCAGCAUCUUCACCUUCAGAGUCACCGUCCUACAGGCCUCCAGCAUCUCUGCCGAGUACGCCGACAUCUUCUGCCAGUUCAACUUCAUCCACCGUCAUGACGAAGCUUUCUCCACUGAGCCGCUGAAGAACACGGGCAGAGGACCUCCAUUGGGUUUCUACCAUGUUCAAAAUAUCACAGUGGAGGUGACAAAGUCCUUCGUGGAGUACAUCAAGACUCAGCCCAUCGUCUUCGAGGUGUUUGGUCACUAUCAGAAACAACCUUUCCCUCCACUCUGCAAAGACCUGAUCAGUCCACUGAGACCUUCCAGGAGACAGUUCCCCAGAGUGAUGCCUUUAUCCAAACCAGUCCCGGCCACAAAGCUCAGCACUCUGACUCGCUCUACCGCCGGACCUUGUCACGCCAAAUACGACCUCAUGGUCUUCUUUGAGAUCUGUGAGCUGGAAGCUAACGGAGACUACAUCCCAGCUGUUGUUGACCACAGAGGUGGGAUGCCCUGCCAUGGCACGUUCCUCUUACAUCAGGGCAUUCAGAGGAGGAUCACAGUCACCAUCGCUCAUGAAACAGGAAAUGACAUUGAGUGGAAAGAGGUGAAGGAGCUGGUUAUUGGUCGUAUUCGAAACACACCAGAGGCCGAUGAGACCAUCAUAGACCCAAACAUCCUUUCCCUCAACAUCCUGUCUUCUGGAUACUUCUGGCCAAAACACAACGACAACGUCUCCUUGGGAGUUGAUCAUAGAACUUUCUACCGAUUUGAGGCAGCAUGGGACAGCUCCAUGCACAACUCUCUGCUCCUGAACAGAGUCACUCCCUAUGGGGAAAAGAUCUACAUCACACUCUCUGCUUAUCUAGAGAUGGAGAACUGCACUCAGCCAACAGUGAUCACCAAAGAUUUCUGCAUGGUGUUUUAUUCCCGUGACGCAAAGCUGCCAGCCUCUCGUUCCAUCAGAAACCUCUUUAGCACCGGCUGCCUCCGGCCCUCUGAGAGUAAUCGUGUCACAGGAGUCUAUGAAGUCACCCUCUGCCAUGUGGCAGAUAAUGGAAGUCCAGGUAUGCAGCGUCGCCGCAGGCGUGUGCUGGAUACCUCGGUGGCGUACGUCAGAGGAGAGGAGAACCUGGCUGGAUGGAGGCCUCGCAGUGACAGCCUCAUCCUGGACCAUCAGUGGGAGCUGGAGAAACUCAGUUUACUACAGGAGGUGGAGAAGACCAGGCACUACCUCCUGCUGAGGGAGAAACUGGAGGCAACUCUGCAGGCAGGACAGGACGCACUCUACAAGAACAACGAUAUCAGCGACUUUGCUAAGAGCCCCGUCCUCAGCCAAAGUCCCAGCAGCAGCCCUGCCCCUGAGAGCCCCAACCAGAGGCAGAGGGAGCUGGCUGCCAAGUGUCUGCGUCUGCUGAUGCACACCUUCAACAGGGAGUACAGCCAGGUGAGCAGCAGUGCCAGUGAGAGCAAGCUCUCUGAGAUGUCGGCGUCACUAAUGAGAGACACCUCCUCGUCCGGACUGAGCACGCUCACUCCGUCCUCUACCUGCCCCUCACUGGUCGAGGGACAUUAUGACAUUAGACACACUGAACCCGGUUCAGGAGCUUCCACUCCAGAUCUGGACCCGUACAGCCCAGUGGACAGAAAGAAAGCUCUCAGAGGAUGCACCUUUGUUCCUGACAUACAGGAGAUUCGUGUCAGCCCCAUCGUGUCAAAGAAAGGCUACCUGCACUUCCUGGAGCCCCACACCAGCGGCUGGGUAAAACGUUUUGUGGUGGUGCGCCGGCCCUACGUCUACCUGUACCGCAGUGAGAGAGACAGCGUGGAGAGAGCUGUCAUCAACCUGUCAUCUGCGAAGGUUGAAUACAGUGAAGACAAACAGACUUUACUGCGGACUCCCAACACGUUUGCUGUGUGCACUGAGCAUCGUGGGAUACUGCUGCAGGCCACCAAUGACAAAGAGAUGCAUGACUGGCUGUACGCUUUUAACCCUCUGUUAGCCGGCACCAUCAGGUCAAAGCUCUCCCGAAGAAAGUCGAUCCAGUCAGCCCCGCCUGCUCAGAGGAUGUGAGAGGUGAACUGACCUGGUGGAAAACGACAAACAAAACAAAACAAUCUAAAAGCUCCACUCACCAUCCUGCUCUAAAGAGCAAUAGACCGUAACUUACAACCAUUUAAAUAACCUUCUGUAUGACGCCCGUCUCAGUCCCGAACAUCACUCAAUUGCUCAUCCCGAAACAAAACUGUCCUUUCUAUGUUUUUGCAGUCGCCACCUCAAAACCCUGCAUGGUGUGCUCCCUCCUGACCUUUAGAACAAACAUAAGACAAACUAACCACCCAAACCCGAUGAUUAACUUACCUGUGCUGGGCAUUGGGGUUAGUUUUUAUUAGUUUCAUGUAGAAAUCUUUCAUCUGAGGCUACAAAUUCCCUGUAGAAAGUUAGUAUGGUCAGUCCCUCUUUCAUUUAUAAUAACUGAAAAUAAGUCCCCAUUUUUAAAUCAGCCAUUCAUGUAUUUCUAAAUAACGCCGUCAGGUGAGGGGGGAAAAUGAAAACAUCGUACCAGAUGUUUUUCUCUGUAAGUGCAGGGAUGAUAGCUCCACAUGCAUCCGUCAUAUACUGUACAUUACCUCAGUUUGGAUUGGCUUGGUGCUCUACAGCAUAGAGUAUUUGUUUCACUGCAGAGGUUUCAGAUAGCAAACAGAUCAUUUUAACAUAGAAGUAGCAUGACAAAAGGACAAAAGGGUAAAUCUUUUUUUUUUUCUUUUUAACUGGUUCCAUGAAAACUGAGCUUGCUGGCUGGACUAAGGUGAAAAAAUCCAUUAUCAGGAGAGAUAACUCACGUGUCCUUGUUCUUAGUAUAUGCUUCUUUUUCUUUUUUUUCUUUUUACAUGAUAAUGUUAUUUAUUGUUGCUAUCAUAGGUUCUCUGCACUGUUAUAUGUGGGACCAUUGACCAGUUUUGUUGCAUGGCACUUUAUUGUCUUUAAUGAGUUAAUGUAUCAUUUACUCAGUUAUUUUAACCAAAGCUUCAUUUUUCUUCUCUUUAAUUGUUUCAUUGUCUACUGUGCAGUUGUGUUAGCAGAUUUUUAUGAUGUUAAAGAAAUAUUUCGACAUUUUGGGAAGUGGUACCACUCUGUACGGUAAAUAUGAAACUACAGCAACAAGCUGGUUAGCUUAGCUCAGCUGAAAGACUGGAAAAGGGGGUAAACAGCUAGCCGGGCUGUGUCCAAAGGUAAUAUAAUCCAGUUAUCAGUGCCUCUGAAGCUUGUUUGUUUGAUCAAAAUAAGAUAUAAUAUGUUCUUAUGCUACACUAAGAUAAUCCAACAUUGGUUAUAUGCAUAAUCUCCACAUGUAACUUUUGAUAAGAAAGUAAAUUAAGCUUAUUUCCCAAAAUAUUGAACUAUUUCUUUAAACUAAUCAAACUGACCUAAGAUGUUUUAUAUGAUAAAUACACCAGGAGGGCAACUGUACUGUAGAUGAGUAGUUUUACUUUAAUGAAAUAAGCACUUAUUCUGUCUGUUAUGGGUCAGCCGCGUUGCUACAUUAUGUGAUUUUACUAUUUAAGUUUCGUCUAGUAGCUAAGGGGAAAGUUGUAACUCACCAUGGACCUGUAAUCUGUUGAAGGCAGUUACUUUGAGUGGGCAAGAGCGUUGUCCAUGCACCAGAUAGUGCCUCCCUUUCUUCACCUCUUUUUCUCCUUUUUCCUUCUUCAUUAUUGUUACUAAAGUUAGUUACAUGUGUCCAAGAUUAAGCUUUUAUGUAGAGUAAACGUAGACGCUAUGGAUCUUUUUUUUAUAUUGACGAUCUAUGUUCAUGUUUUGGAGAGUGAAUAUUAUCAAUGAUGCUAUUAUAGUAUGUUGGUAUAGCCUGUAACAGUAGAGUACAGCGUAUAUCUCAUUAUCAUUGACUGUAAAUGUUGCAAUUAAAAGCAAUCCCCCCUCUCAGCUUUUGUACUGUAGCUGCUAGAUAUUUGACAGCCUGAUGCUUGUGUCAGAAACCAGUACACUAUGAUUAGCUUGGUAUUUUAUGACUUUUUAUGUCCAGGGAUGGUUUCUAGUUGCUUUUACAUGCUGCCUGUUAUUUUGCACUAUAUCAAGAUGACCCCAAAUGUUGGUUUGAAAGCAAUAUUAUUAUUGUAAGGAAUAAUGUAACUAAAAAAUACCAUGCCUUUCCUAGGAAGAUCGUCUUCUGAAGAACACUUCUUCUGUAAAUCUCUAAAAAAGACGUGGUCAGCCAACCAUUUUGUCUUUCCCCUUUUCCUCGUUUCAUGUCUGACUCAUUAUGAUCAGCUUUUUGUCAAACCUGAAUCAUAAUCAGUUAGAAAAAAGUAUUCAGGACUCUGUAUGCCACAGGCCAACCAACCUGUUGAGCUAUGGAGCCUAAUACUUAAAAAGGUUAUACAAAAUACAAAGAUUGUAUUUCACAUUUCACUUUAGAUUUGUUGCCAGUCGUGGCUCCUGUGAUUUUUAAAAAAUAAAUUAUGUUGGUUAGCAAAGAAUUCAACAAGAUUACUGUAUGUUUUGGGUCAUCUUGGUAUAAUCAACGUUGUUUUGUAAAAAGCUAAAAGAUAUAUACUGUAUGUUGUCUGCUGGAACAGAAGACAGAUUUUAUUUAUGAAGUUCUGAAGGAUGGAUUAUGUUCUUAAAAUAUAUUGCGCUCAUGCACAAAGCAUCUUUAUUCACUAUGAUUUUGUUUGAUGAUGUUUUAGGAAUGUGUGGAUAAGAUUGGUUUGUGUUUAAAAAAUAUAUUACAGCCCUGUCCUGAAGGAAGAACAUCAGAUUCUGAAACUGUGUCAUUUUUUAUUUUAUUUUUUUUGCUCCAGCAAUCAAACCACCAACAAUGCUGCACCAAACUGCAUUGAUCUUUUAGUUUAAAACCGGCAGAUGACUUUCAAUGCUUCCAACCCUAAUAGUUCAAAGGUAUCAUGUUUAAAGAAAAAAACACUUUGUGAGACAGUUUUAGUGCACUGGCCAAUAAUUGUUGAAAGGUAAAUGAGUUGAUUAUUUUAUAUUUGGCCGCUUUUUAACUGUCAUAGCUCUGGAUCGAAGCAUGCAGAUCCACUUAUCUUCUGCUGUACUCUGUCCCUCUCUCCCACCUUACCGCUUGCUAAGACAACAGCUCCCCCCCUCUGAAGUGCUGCUUGUAAAGUAUUGUCAUUCAUGAUCCUUGUAAUGACUAACUGGAAACCUUCCUCUUGGCUCUGUCUUGUAUAUAAAUGGAGAUUUUCUGUGUUGGGUCUCAUCACACAGAUGAUAUUAACUCUCUCUUCCUCUGUAUACCAUGAUGAAUAAGAAUAGCUGGCCUGCUGCUUCCUCAAGUGUCACCCAGAGUAAAGAGUGCUGAUCAGGGAUCAGUUUUGCACAUUUCGGCUCAGUGUGGGAUGAGGUAGUCAUUGUGGACCUGGGUAGAGGAUUCCAGGUCUGCUCUCUUUCUCUGAGCUGCUUGACAGAAGCAGAAACAGGUCCAAGCCUGUGAUGAAGUCUUAAUCUUUUGAGUGUUCUGGAGUUCUUUCUCAUGUCUGUGGACACGUAACAAAAGUUGUCAAGAAAAAACAAAAACAAGGCGAAUAAAUAAAUGAGUGUUAUGCAACA